This is a messenger RNA of Phoenix dactylifera (date palm), 936 nucleotides long. RefSeq names its product prefoldin subunit 3-like. Lineage: Eukaryota; Viridiplantae; Streptophyta; Magnoliopsida; Arecales; Arecaceae. Gene Ontology annotation, cellular component: cytoplasm; prefoldin complex. The record is from RefSeq and is a predicted model, not a curated record. Gene Ontology annotation, molecular function: tubulin binding. Gene Ontology annotation, biological process: microtubule-based process; tubulin complex assembly; protein folding.
GCGGACUCACACGGUCCCCUGCUUCCAGUUCUCGGGAAAGAAACCCUCGAGACCCGAGAGAGAGGGAGAGAGAGGCCUAAGAGGAACUGGGCGAGUCAUCUCGAUUACUUGUUCGUCUCUCUCUUGUCCCCUCUUCUCCUCGUUAAUGGCGGCUUCUACUUCUUCCUCCUCCCCCGGCGUCGCGGAGCGGAGGGGCAUCCCGGCCGCUUCCUUCGUGGAUGACGUGGAGACCUAUCUCAAGCAAUCCGGCCUCGAUGUCAACUCCUCCCUCGCCUUCCUCCAAGAAAGGCUUCAGCAGUACAAGAUUGUGGAAAUGAAACUUCUAGCACAGCAAAGGGAUCUUCAGGCUAAAAUCCCUGAUAUUGAGAAGUGUUUAGAUAUUGUCGCCACUCUACAAGCUAAGAAGGGUACUGGUGAGGCAUUGAUUACUGAUUUUGAGGUAUCUGAGGGCAUUUAUUCACGAGCAAGAAUAGAGGAUACUGAUUCAGUGUGCCUUUGGUUGGGAGCAAAUGUCAUGCUAGAGUAUUCUUGUGAAGAGGCCAAGGCCCUUCUACAAAAGAACUUAGAAAAUGCUAAAGCCAGUUUAGAAGUCCUUGUUGCUGAUUUGCAGUUCUUGAGGGAUCAAGUGACCAUUACUCAGGUUACCGUCGCUCGAGUGUAUAACUGGGAUGUUCAUCAGAGAAAGAGUAGACAAGCUGCAAAGGAAACUUGAUUUUCUAGUAGCUCCUUGUUAUUGAAGUGGCUCUUGAUUGAUUAUGUUAUCUAGUUGGUCAUUUCUUUCCUGUCACAGUUUUGGAUUCGGGUUCUUUUUGUUAGUUUUGGUUAUGUUGUUGUGAGGAAAUUGCAUCUUAAAAAAAUUUCUGCUGAUUGUCUAUGUCAAUCUGAGAUAUACACAAUUCGAAGUUUUAAGAAUCUCCUGCAUGCUUUCAUCAGAUU